Molecule: messenger RNA, 1683 nt
Organism: Anneissia japonica
Lineage: Eukaryota; Metazoa; Echinodermata; Crinoidea; Comatulida; Comatulidae
Product: multiple epidermal growth factor-like domains protein 8
Exons: 3
Coding region: 238-1326 (362 amino acids)
Source: RefSeq, a predicted model, not a curated record
UUUCACAAAAAUAUAAAUGCGUUGAAGAGCUAUUUAUGUGUACAGUAUUCAUAUGUUUUUAUCCAUUAGUGUGAAAAGUGCAAGGAUGGUUUUGUAGGAUCACCCAAUCUGGGCCGGCCAUGCUAUAGAUCAUUGGCCUGUUUGCCAAUUCCUAAAGAUUAUGCUUCGAAUGACUGUGAUUCUGUGGCAGUAGAACUUGCUCAAGGGAGGACUUCAUUCUUCCACAUCGAAGGUAAAAUGGGUCUGUUUUUAUUGAGCGAUAUCCAAGUAAACCAUGGGAUGUUUGACAUCUUUAUUGCUAGCAAUGAGUAUCUUCUUAUGGUAGUGACCAACAAAACAUCAGGUGUACAGAUGAUUCACAUUAAUGAUAGCGUCAGAAUCAACAGUAACGAAGUAGAAAUCAAAACACGUCGCUCAACUAAAGUCAUGCAUCUCAAGAGCGAUAGUUCAUUCGACAGAGCCUAUUAUAAUACAUCAAUUGCAGAUAAAAAAAGGGCUGUUGACAACAAUGCUCUAACUAAAAGUGCUGUAUAUAAAACUGAAGAUGUUUUUAAAUUUUAUGAAACGACAGCUGAUGGAGUGAAUAACUUCCUUUACAUUACAUUCUCAAGAUUUGCUGUAAAAAUUAAUGAUGUCAGAGAUCGUCUUGUUGUACACUUUCAACACAAACGUCAGACGAAUCCUAAAUACUUCAUAGCAUUUGUGUCAAAAGGAGACGGGGAAUUCCAGUCUACAAUGGCUUUGAUUAAACUCAGUAAGCUCUCUAAGGCUCACAUCGAUCUAUUUGUAUUCUUUUCCGUCUUCUUUUCAUCAUUCUUCAUCUUACUGUCUCUGUGUGUGUUAAUAUGGAAAAUCAAAUUAUGGCGAGAUAAUCGUCUAAGGUUUCGACGUCAGACUAUGGAAAUGGAAAGCAGAAGAAGUCGACCUUUUGGUGUUGUCUUUGUCAUGAUUGAUCAAAAGCGCACACGGCACCAACGGAAGUCACGCCAUGGUCAUCGAAACCGUGGAGAAGCACAACAGAUGCCGACUCACCCCAACAAGCAACCACCAUCAUUUAUCACCUUAGAGCCGACCUUUGAUGACCUUGCCACAGUGUGCACAGUGCUGAUGACUUUGCCUGGAGGAGAUUUGGCACCUUCUAGAGGUUGCCUUGGAUCAUCACUUUUUAGUUACCGACCUCCACCACCCAAGAUUCAAGAUAGUCGGCAGAAAAAUGCAGAGGAAAUAAAACCCAGACUGGCUACAUAUUAUUCAAGAAUGAGGCAAGGAGCAGUGGCUAGAGGGCGCACACAUGGGCAACCUCCUCCACCACCAGAAUGGUUGUAAUUUUUCAGAUAUCAAUUUGCAUUAAAGCUGUGCUAAAAUGUAACCCUCCACAGUAACCAUUCUACAAUGUGAUGUUUAAUAUAUUGGACAUAAUUGACCAGUAUAAUUAGGUGCUGUAAAGCCCUGGUUCUUAAACCCUUUUUCUUACUGGGGUCCAUUUUUACAAUGUCGCAGUUACAUGGAGAUGCUGCUGACUUGAAAUGUCAGUCUUGUACUGUCUACAAUGAACUCACUACCCCACCCCUCAAAAAUAGAAGUACAGAAAACAUAAAAUCUUUAUGGGAUAGAUUUUUUCUGCUAUAAAUUUCAAGCUUUUAUGUUAAAUUUUCUGUAUAAUAAAAAUUAAUGGAACGUUAA